Molecule: messenger RNA, 966 nt
Organism: Brienomyrus brachyistius
Lineage: Eukaryota; Metazoa; Chordata; Actinopteri; Osteoglossiformes; Mormyridae
Gene: zcrb1
Product: zinc finger CCHC-type and RNA binding motif 1
Exons: 8
Coding region: 180-836 (218 amino acids)
Biological process (GO): mRNA splicing, via spliceosome
Cellular component (GO): U12-type spliceosomal complex
Molecular function (GO): zinc ion binding; RNA binding
Source: RefSeq, a predicted model, not a curated record
GAUGCCAGUCGCGUUACGUCAUUUAUUGGCGACUAAAAUGAUCGUUAAAGCUUCCGAAACAAGAUAGUUGUAAAAAUAGGCAGUAUGCUGCUCCAAAUACAGAAUUCUUAAGUGGGCUUUGUAAGGUGUGUUAUUCACGAUUGUGUAAGAUUAACCUUUAUUGUGACAGUUAAGCCGAUAUGAGUGGUGGUUUGGCUCCAAGUAAAAGCACGGUCUACGUAUCCAAUUUACCCUUCUCUUUGACCAAUAAUGAUCUUCACAAGUUGUUCACCAAAUAUGGGAAAGUUGUGAAGGUGACGAUUGUGAAGGACAAGGAGACCAGGAAAAGUAAAGGAGUGGCAUUUGUGCUUUUUCUGGACAAAGAAUCUGCUCACAAUUGUGCACGAUCUCUGAACAACAAGCAGCUAUUUGGCAGAACUGUGAAGGCCAGCAUUGCUAUUGACAAUGGAAGGGCACCUGAGUUCAUCAGGAGGCGAAACUACACAGACAAGACCAAAUGUUAUGAGUGUGGGGAAUCUGGGCACUUAAGCUAUGCUUGCCCAAAAAAUAUGCUUGGAGACAGGGAACCACCAAAGAAGAAGGAGAAGAAGAAAAAGAAGAAGGUGGAAGAGCGUGAGGAGAUGGAAGAUGAGGGCAGUGAAGAGGAAGGGGAAGAUCCUGCUCUCGACAGCCUGAGUCAAGCAAUCGCCUUCCAGCAAGCACGAAUUGAAGAGGAGGAGCUACGACGCAAGCAGGCGGCACAGGGUGCGAGUCACGCCUCCACGUCCGAGGAUUCCAAGAAGCCAAGGAUCAAAAAGAGUGCUUACUUCAGUGAUGAGGAAGAGCUGAGUGACUGAGCUACAGGUGUAGCCAAUGCUGGCAGGUGGUUUUAACUUUUUAACUCUGACGAGAUUCCAGUGCUUGUAGAACACUUUUCUGCUUCUUUUUUCCCCUCUUUUCCACAAAAUAAAGAUAUUGAAUGUUAAA